AUGCUCCAUUUCUGGAAACAGCAGGCAUCCUUCAAGCCGGCCGAGGUCCGGAGUGCCGACCUGCAUGGACAAACGGCCGUUAUCACCGGCUCCAACACCGGCGUCGGGUUCCACACCGCCCGGCAGCUGCUGGAUCUAGGGCUGACGAGACUCAUUCUCGCCGUUCGGAACGAAGACAAGGGCAACGCGGCCGCUGCCCGGUUAUACGAGGCUUGUGAGCUCGCUGAGGGAACCGCCAUUGAGGUUUGGCCACUUGACCUCUCCUCGUACGAGUCGGUCAUGGCCUUUGCUCAACGCGCGCAGAGCCUCAACCGGUUGGAUAUCGUCAAUCUCAACGCGGGUAUUGGCCCCGCCAAGCGCGUCUUCAACGCCAACACCGGCCACGACGAGGUGAUCCAGGUGAACUAUCUUUCCACGGCACUCCUGGCGGUUUUGCUCCUGCCUGUCGCUGAAGAGAAGAGGUCCAACCAGCCGCGGCCUAGUUGCAUCACCCUGACGCUAUCUGAGGUUGCGUCUUGGACCAAAUUUACUGAACAAACGGAGACUUCCCUGCUGAAGUCCCUAGACAGCAAGCAGGGCAAAGUCGAUAUGCUGGAUCGUAUGUGUGUGUCCAAGCUGCUGGGGCAGUUUCUGCUCGUGCAGCUGGCGGCCGCGGUGCCACCUUCGGUCGCUUUGAUCAAUGGGGCCUCGCCAGGGGCCGUCCACGAUUCCGAAUUUGGCCGAGAAUUUCACAAGACAUUCGCGGGAGCUGUUUACAAGAAACUCGUCCUGAAGCAUUUGGGUAACUCAUCCGAGAUGGCCGCCUGGGCGAUGACAGACGCUAUUGUCAACCAUGGCAACGAAACCCACGGAAAGUUCUUGUCUUUCCAAAAGGUCGCGCCCAUGGCUCCUAUUGUCUCCUCAGAGCGGGGACAGCAGGUAUCAGACCGACUCUGGAAGGAGACGAUGGAAGAGCUGUCGUUUGCCAACGUAGAGGAGAUUUCGAUGUCCUGGAAGUCCGAUACGCAAAUCGCCUUUGAGAAAUGCACGUCUCUAUUCCCGCACAAGCAAUAUCCCAUUUGA
Messenger RNA from Diaporthe amygdali, 1062 nucleotides. RefSeq lists its product as uncharacterized. Bases 1 to 1062 code for a protein of 353 amino acids. NCBI's taxonomy places the organism in Eukaryota, Fungi, Ascomycota, Sordariomycetes, Diaporthales, Diaporthaceae. The record is from RefSeq and is a predicted model, not a curated record. The transcript has 3 exons.